UGUUCGGUUGUUGUCAAAUGAUCUGUUUACCUAUUACGAGAAAAUAUUAUCUUAAGUUAAUUAAAUUUUAAUCAAUUAUUUAAAACCAUGCUUUAAAAGUUGAUUGGUUAGUCUUAUUUGCGUAGACCUUUUUACCCAUUAUUGAUAAUUUUUAUAUCGCUGUAAAAUUGACUGGGCCUUGUGCCAGUUCAUCUGUGCUGAAGUGAUGUUCAACACAAAAUAAGGGUUUGUUACACACCUUAUUCUUGAUGGAGUAAAUUGAUAAUUUUUAUAUUCAUAAAAUGGUUUAGGUUAAACAAAUGUCUAACAAAAUGGAAGAGAGCAAUUCACAACCAUCCUCUUUAGAUACAGAACUACUGUUCUUGAUCACCAAGUAUUUGGAGUCAGGUCCUUGCAGUUUGACUGCUCGGAUUUUAAAACAAGAACUAGUUCAGAAAAAGCUUUUACCGAAGCGUCUCGACUGGGAAGGAGAAGAACAUGAACAAUCAUUAAGUGAAUUUGAACGGAAGUAUCCACACAUUCGUUCAACCCAUCUUCUAGAGAUCUGCAGUCGCAUAGGUCCGAUCCUCGACCGUGAGAUCAAGCCUAAUGUGAACGGACUGUCGACAUUACUAGGAGCUGGACGUCAAAGUCUUCUAAGAACUGCCAAAGAUGUUGAGAAACUGUUCAUGCACGUUGUGGAAUAUUCGGCAAGAUUCAACCAUCGAGCUCUCUACCCACCUGUCACUUGCUCUACUCAUAACAUUGUGAAAGUGUUAAAUGGACGAGAGAACUCUGGACCGUUACCGAGGAGUUAUGCCGUGUCAAAUCAGCUGUACAGCAAAACCCAGCUGUUGUGCUGUACACUGGGACAUUUAUCGGCGGUCUACUGCCUGCUGUUUGAUCGUACCGGCAAUUAUGUCAUCACUGGCGCAGACGACUUGUUGGUCAAAGUGUGGAGUGCUAUAGACGGCCGGUUGCUGGCUACUCUGAGGGGAGCGUCGGCCGAGAUCUCAGACAUUGCUAUCAACAUGGAGAACACAUUGUUGGCGGCCGGCAGCAUAGACAGGCUCAUACGAGUGUGGUGCCUUCAGACUGCUGCUCCAGUGGCAAUACUGACAUCUCACACAGGCAUGAUCACUGGUGUCAACUUCUGUCCGGGAGUCAUAGACGGGAGAUAUUACUUAGCCUCCACCAGCUCCGACGGCUCUGUCGCUAUCUGGGGAUACUCGACCAAGAACAAAGUUACCACUUUUAACCCCAAGCCGAUCCAGUUCAUCGAGCGCACAAGGCCCGGCAGCGCACAGAUGAUCAGUGCUGCAUUCAGCAGUGGGGGGAUGUUCCUGGCGGCCGGCAGUGCGGACCAGUACGUGAGGGUGUACAAGUUGUCCGGUCCGACGGGACCUACUCGGGUACUGGAGGUGGAGGCUCAUAGUGACCGUGUAGACAGCAUCCAGUGGGCCAAUCAUGGGCUGCGGUUCGUCAGCGGCAGCAAGGACGGGACAGCACUCAUCUGGAGAUAUAGCAGACAGCAAUGGAAGAAUCUGAGGCUUAGCAUGGCUACCAAGUUACCAAGAAAGACAAAUGUAGCGGAGGACGUACCUCAGGGAGAAGAAGAAGCCAAACAGAAGGUGAAGGUGACCAUGGUGUCGUGGGACUGUCGGGACAAGUGGGUUGUGACUGCAUGCAGUGACCACACUCUCAAGGUUUGGGACUCUUUCACUGGGACAUUACUGCAGCUCUUAUCAGGCCACAAGGAUGAAGUGUUUGUAUUGGAAGGCCAUCCUCAUGACAAUCAGAUCUUCAUGAGUGCCGGACACGAUGGUUUGAUCCUCUUGUGGAACGUCGUCUCAGGCAAGAUGAUUGCUUCGUUCCAGAACAACAUAGAGAACCAGGGUCACGGAGCUGUGUUUGACGCCAAGUGGUCGCCUGAUGGUACGAUGCUAGCGGCCACAGACAGUCACGGACAGAUACUCAUGUUCGGACUGGGCAGUAAACCAGCUCGAAUGUUACAGUUGCCCAAAGAGUUAUUCUUCCACACGGACUACCGGCCAUUGGUGAGAGAUGCCAGUCAUGCUGUGCUGGAUGAACAGACGCAGAUGGCGCCACACCUGAUGCCUCCACCGUUCCUGGUGGAUGUAGACGGCAACCCCUACCCACCCCAUCUGCAACGGCUAGUCCCCGGCAGGGAGAACUGUACUACGGAACAACUGGUGCCCAACAUCAUCUUCAACCAGGAGGGCCAGCAAGAAGUGAUCCAGGGAGUUCAAGAUGCAAGAUCUCACAUCGACCAGAUGAUACUAGCGUUGGCACAUCAGGUGAACCCACAGCAACCUUCACAGCACCGGCUGGCCACUACGUCUCCACGGACACAGCGUACAGGAGCUCGUAGAGAGGGAGAUGUGGAAGGAGUCAGACAAUCUAGAGGUAACUGGCAGAGAGAUGAGAUACGAUGGACACAGAAGGUGAUGGUCAAACCUCUGGACCUGGCAUCGUUGAACACUGCUAGAGCCAAGAUUGACUUCUUGGGCGAACUUGAACUGGAAGAUUAUGAAAGGGAGAGUUUGAAGCCAAUAGAAGAAGUGCCACAAGUUCCUGUUCCAAAGCCAACCGAGAAGAAACUGAUGAAGAAGAGACCACAUGCCUACAGGACUAGGGCUGUGAGAGAACAACAACUGGUAUUGGAAUAUGAGGAUCCGAACAACUUGGAACUGUCAGGUUCGGAGGAGCAAGACAACCACAGUGACGACUCCACCGCUUGCUCUGACAACCUGGACUCCGGGUCGUCCAGUUCCAGCGAGUCUGCCAGUUCAGAAUAUUCCGACUGGGUGAGGGAUGAGGGAGAGGUGCUGGAGCCGCCCAAGCGACGCAGCAAACGAAUACAGAAACCUGUGCCUAAACCGGUCAAGAAGGAGGAACCCCAGGAGGUGCCAGAAGGUUACCGACCGUCGGAGUGGUUGUCAGCAGUCAUCCCCAAGAAGUUCCCGUACUACCCUCAGAUGGGAGAUGAGGUGAUGUUCUUCAAGGAAGGCUACCAGUUGUAUCUGGACGCUGUGCUGCAUCGUAAGAUAUACCAGCCUACUCCUGCUCAGCUGCACCCCUGGGGGAAAAUCAACAUCAAGGAGCCUGAGCUAGUGAAGGUGGUAGGAAUAAGAUACGAAGUACGACCUCCUCACUUGUGCUGCUUGAGGCUCGGAGUCAUGAAACCCAACGGACAACUGACCGGUGAAUACUUCCACAUCAAGUACCACGAUAUACCCGACGUCAUUGACUUCUUUGUGCUACGGCAAACCUACGACACUGCGCUGGACCGCAGAUGGGAAAUUGGAGAUCGUUUUAGAAGCAUGAUUGAUGAUCACUGGUGGUGGGGGAGAAUAGACGGACGAAGGUUUGUCAACGAAUCGUCUGAUUUUUUAAAAUAUCGCAUCAUCUGGGACAACGGGGAAAGUGAGUUUAUGAGCCCUUGGGAUAUGGAGCCUGUAGAACCAACAGCGGAGCCUGUAGAAGUGGGGGGAUCAAUUCCAGUGUCGUCGAGUGAGAUAGCGGCCAUCUUGUAUCGCCCGAGGCCGGACGAGUGGCCGCUGGGUGACAGAGACGCUGCUUGUGAGAGGAUCCUCAUGGGAUUGGACCAGGUGAUGGAGCUGUCUGUUGCCGAGCCUUUCAUCGCUCCCGUCGACCUCAACCGUUAUCCGUCCUACGCCACUGUGGUUGAGUACCCCAUCGACCUGUCCACUAUCAAGGCAAGGUUUGAGCACAGGUUCUACCGUAGGAUUGCGGCCGCACAAUUUGACAUUCGCUACCUCGCCACCAACACGGAGAAGUUCAACGAGGCCCACAGCCACAUCGUCAAACAGGCUCGCAUUGUCACCGACCUCUGCCUCAAAAUUGUCAAGGAGACCUGCACAGUGGACGUGUCGUCACUCUACCGCCAACUGUUAGAGAGCUACAGGUCCAGUGACUCCGAGGAGGUUGGUGAGCCUGGCCCGUCCACCAGCCGACACAGGAUGAAGGCAGCGGCCGCCAGGUCCAUGCGGGCGAUGAGAGCUUCCCGACGAGAGGCCUCGCGCCAGACUGGUCCCUUCGACUGGAAGCGGGAGUGCAGAGAGUUCUUGGAGAUGCUGUGGGCCUGUAGGGACUCAGAACCAUUCAGGGAGCCUCUAGACAGGCUGGAACACCCUGACUACUAUCGCACAGUGGACACCCCCAUGGACCUUGGUACUAUGAGGGAGGAGCUACGCGGAGAUAACUACGAGAGCCCUGAGGACUUUUGUGAUGACCUGCGUCGGAUAUUUGCCAAUGCCAAGAAAACCACGGACAAACGAUCAAGGGUAUACACAAUGGCUGUGAGAUUGUCAGCACUCGCUGAGACAAAUAUGAACAGAAUAUUAAACACCUGGAACAACUUAAACAAAAGAGGUGGGAAGAAAAGCCAAAGAAGAAGAAAACUGUUGAUGUCUGAUGAUGGCAACGGUUCAGUGAGCGAGUACGAACCUCCGAGUACAAAAGGUCCAAGAAAAGGCACAUCAUCUAGAUUCAAGUCAGUUCUCAAGAGGCCUUCAAGAUUGAGGGAGAAUAGUGAUAAUGAAGAAAGCAACAAUGACAGUGAUGUGGACUACCAUCCCAAAGCAGGAGGCACAGCUGUCAACGGGUUUUCAAGAAAGCGGAAAGUGGUGUCUCGUCAACCCAAAUUAAAUGGCUCUAAUAAAAGGGAAAAUGAUCUGAGGAUGAGAGUAACAAACAAUGUAAUCGUGAACCUGAGUAACGCAUUCAACCCGAGCAUGCCUUCUACGAGCAAAACUGUGGACAGCAUAGUGGUGAAACGUGCCAAGAUGAUUCAUGUGGAGAAAAACAAUGAUUCAAGUGAAGAUGAUGAAGAAGAAGAGAUAUUAAAUCAUAACAGUAAACGACCAAACAACAGUAGGAAAAUUCAAGACUCUGAGUCGGAGAAUGAGGAAGGAACCGAAAACACCACCGCUAACAGUGCAGUUGGUAGUGACGAUGAAAAUGUGGAAGAUGAAGAAGAAGGUGGUGAAGUGGAGGAUGAAGACAGCGAGAGUGAAGAAAGUUCAGAUAAUGAAAGUGAUGGUUUCAAACCAGAUGAAGAGGAAGUGGAAGAGGAGAAACCUACGAGGAAGACAGUGAAAGUGCUCUAUCCCAAGAGAAGAUUAUCAAAAGAAACAGACAGUGAAAACUCAAAAGAGAAUUGUGUAAAUAGUAAUUACCAAAAUAGGUCGGGUUCCCUCAGAACAAGAACUUCUCGGACCAAAGUAAAAGGAAAGUAUCCGCUGCGACAGACAACAAAGAAGAAUCUAGCGGAACACAGCUCGGAUGAAAGUGAUGAAGAUUUUCACAAGAAAACACGAAGAACUAGUCAAAGAGUGGCAAAUGGCUCUGCUACUUAUUUUGAAAAUUCAAGUGAAAGUGAAAACUCAGAUGAAGUAGUGGUAGAUGAUAGUGUAAACGAAGAUGAAGCCUACUCCCCCCCUCCUUCGAGUAAGUUUAACUGCCGGGGACGAAAACGACGCAGAUCUUCGGAAUCUACUGAGUGGGGCUCGGGUAAGAGAGUCACAAACAGACUGAGAAACGGUGGUUCUAAAAGAUCUCGUGACAGUGACAAUGGCCCCAGAACUAGAAAUUUGCGAAAACGGGAAAGUGUGAGAAGAAAUAGUGACAGUGAAUUGACACCUGAUUCUAACAAUUCAGAUAGUGACAAUACACCUGCUAUCAGUGUUAGCAGCCGAGGAAGAGUUAGGAAAUUAACACCUAGAGCCAGAGCGCUACUUAGAGAUUGAGGUUUAAUUUUCAGGUAGUGUAGGUGAUUCAUCAACCACUCAUUUUGAUAAAAGUAUAUUUUUUGUAACUAUAAAAAUUAAAAAAUCUAUUACGAUUGUUUAAAUGUCCAAAAGUGUAAAAGUGAAUGUAUAUUAUUAGAAUUAAAUGUUUUUCAAGUUUAAGUUAGCCAUAGUAUCUUUGUUUUAGCUUGUUUUUUUAUUUGUGUCUGUAAGUAUAAUCAUGUGAACAUUUAAAUUAACACUAAGAAAAAAUAAUCUAUUGAAUGUAAAAAAAACAAGACAUGUUUUUCAUGACUUCAGGUGGUUAUGAAGAGCAUUUUUUCUAGUGAUUCUGGUAUUGUAUACAAGCGUUGAUAUAUGUCAUAUCCUAAGACAUGUUGUAGACAAAAUAUUGUAACUAAACAACCUUUUUUCAAACUGAUCCAAACUGUGACACUUUGUUCGUUUUUUUUCAAAAGAAAAUUGUAAAUGAUUGAAAUAGAAUAGUUUAACUAGUCUUCUUGUAAUGUAAGUUUGCGUUGUAUUAUGUGCUAUUUUAUGUUUAAUUGUAAUUUUUUAGGCUGUUAAAUGAAGCAUAAAAUGACUACUGUGAUCAAUUUUUGACUUUGUGUAAAUAUAUUUUUUUAAUGUUUGUAAAACAAAUUGUAUAAACAGUGUACUGUAAUUUUUCUUAUGAAACUUGUUUUUUUUUUCGAUUUUAUGAACCGACCUUGUUUUGUUGGGAUCUCCUGUUUACUUUCGUGGUUUCUCUAAUCAGAGAUUCUAUGUGGUUCUAUCUGUAGAGACCGCAUAAUUUGUUGAACAUUUUGUUAUGUAAUAAAGUUACUAAGCUUUUCCCAAAGAAUUUUCUAGACACAGUUUGGUCAUAGAUGCAUGCAAACUUAAUGGUUUAUCUUUGUUGUCUAAACCUCCAAUGGGAUUUGAAGGAAUUCAAAAUCACUUAAAAAUAAUAAUACAUUAAAUCAACACUAUUUCCAUGGCUGGAUCCAAACGAAUUAAAAAUAGUUAUUCUGACCUUGUUAGAUUUAAGGUCAGUGAGAGUCAAGCAAGGUUUUGUAGUAAUAGACAAUAUCAUAAAAUUAAUGAACUAUCAUAAAAACAGAAAUUUAUACAAUAAUGUGUACUCUUUUAGCUAUAUGUAACAUCAAACUUGAUUUAAGAUCAGCAAAAAACCGUACUAAGAUUGCUGGUUCCAUGAAAUAGAAAAGACAUAACAUACUAUCUGAAAUUUCCCUAAAUUUAAGGAUUAUAAACCCAACCGAUUUUACUUUAAAGCCUUAUUAUGUUUUAUUCUAAGUGUUAUGCUACUUUGAAUUUAUUUUCCCAUUUAAACUAUUAUCAAGGAGAUUACAUUUAAUAAUUCAAAUAUAAUGUAAGAUCAUAAUCGAUCAAAUUUUAGCUAGUAGCAAAAAUUAUAGCUUGGUAAAUCAUCCUUUUUUUUGUAUUUAUAAAAAAAUAGUUGUAAAAAUUCAUGGCAUGGUGGAAAGAGGAUCCAAAAAUUGUGAAACCUUUUUUAGGACUUUCCUUGAUUAGUUGUGCUUAGUUUUCAGGUUCUAAAAAAGUAAAAGCUAAUUUUAAUGGUAUUUUAUAGAAACAUUUUAGUCUGGUUUUUAGUUCAAGUAUUUUUUUUUUUUAUUGAGGGAUACAAAAAUGUACAUUUGUAGUAUUUUUUAGUACAGUUAGUAAUUGCUUUUUGGAGAGUUAAUUCUGAACUUAAUUGUUUAUGCUUGAAUAUUCUAACACUGCCAGAUGUACCUAAAUUUCCCUUUACAAACGUUUUUACUUUAUAGGCUAACAAUUAUUUAGUGUUUUAAUUUGUGUACUCUAAGAAUCUGUGGAAUGAAAGUGUUGAGUACUUAUAUGGGUUAUAUUAUUUUUUGCAUGGACAAAAAUUUAAGUAAAAUAUCAGAAUUGUGUACUAUUUUUUAUAAUUUAAAUUUUAUGAGAAGAUUCGUAUUUUAGUUAAACCUGAAGCAAUCCUCAAUAUUCAAUGUUGAAACAAGUAGAGAUUAUGGAUAUUUUAUAGUUUUUCAUGCAAACACAAAACAUUUUUUCUGUUUUAUGUUUGUGUUUGAUACAUUUUACAAGACUGAGCACCUUGUACUAUUUAACUGUAAAAAAGUUAGUUGUAGUUAAUUAUCUGUGUACUUCUAUUUUGAAAUAAAAUGUUUUUAUUGAA
Macrosteles quadrilineatus (aster leafhopper) is the source of this 7950-nucleotide messenger RNA. RefSeq names its product bromodomain and WD repeat-containing protein 3-like. Gene Ontology annotation, biological process: cytoskeleton organization; regulation of cell shape; regulation of transcription by RNA polymerase II. Gene Ontology annotation, cellular component: nucleus. The transcript is spliced from 30 exons. The record is from RefSeq and is a predicted model, not a curated record. Gene Ontology annotation, molecular function: protein binding. Bases 300 to 5771 code for a protein of 1823 amino acids. Lineage: Eukaryota; Metazoa; Arthropoda; Insecta; Hemiptera; Cicadellidae.